GUUUUUGUUACACUUUACAUUUUAAGAGCCUGAAUGGUUUGAAUUUGACCAAUUUACCGACAUGUUGCUGGGAAACACGUUGGUUAUUUGUUGUUCUAUACUUUGUUCUAAUCGCUGCUGAAUUUUAUGUCCCUAAGGGCAGGAUGAUUAUGUAAUUAUGGGAAAUACGCAGGAAAGCAUGGGAACAACUUUCUUGUAGGGAAAUGCCAUUCUUCUCUUUCUUCUUUGUGAUUUUACAGAUAGUUGUAUAUAAGAUGUUAUGAAGUUUGCCUGGAAGUUUGCUGUCUUCAUCUUUUGAACAUUUGAGACCAAGUUUGGUGGCCUGCUUGUUACCAGCGCGAUUAGAAAGUGGCUUUACUGCAGGAGCACAAACAGACAAGACGUUUAUCAUAUUCUUGCAUCCCUUUUUUGGGGGGGAUUUUAUAUCUACCAGUUGCAGCAGUGAGCAUAUCAUUUUCUAACUAAGGGAAGACCAUGAGAAAAAGCAGAGACAGAAAAAGGGAGGAGCCUGCACACUCAUUGCGUCACUUGUUAGUCCUAAGAACAGAUUUAUUGUCCACUGGAUAAUCUCUGCUUGGUUGUGUGAACAGUAUAUACAAGUGUGUGUUGGGCUGAACGUACAGGAGAAAAAAUAGCAACAGCUGACGGAGGAGGAGAGUUUCUCUUGAUCGACCAUCAUGUCUCAACCAGGUCAGGAGGAGGGCGAGGAAAUGCAGCGUCCUGAAGUCAGAGGAGAGGAUGUGACUGAAGCGAAAGGCAAACUGGGAACUGGUGGGCCAGCGAAGAGCAAGACAUUUGAAGUAAUGGAGGAGUGCGAGAAAGAAGGUAAAACUGCUCCAUCUGUGUUCAGCGGAGUGAGGUCUGGAGCAGAGACUGCUUUUAACGCACGUUCAGCUAAACCAGUCAGAAAGUAGCAGUGGAUGUUCCAUGAUCAGACAACACAACACCUGUUCCAUGUUAAGGGGUUUGUUAUCAGUUGUUUUCCUUCAGCUUCAAGUCCUGUGAUGUACUAACCCUCUAUACUUAACACCAUUAAAGAUGUAGUAAAAAACCUGGAAAUGUGAUGACUUCCCAAUAUUGUCAUAAAAUGUCUUAACCAUUAACGUAAAACAAUCAUAUUAAUGGGAGGUUAUUACAUUAUUGGAAAGUUGUAACAUUAUUCAUUUUGCUGACACUCUUGACUUACAAUUAUCGAUUUUUGACUCAUAUCAGAGGCAAAUGUCAGGUUUUAUUACGUUACGUUGUAUCAUGUUCUUGCACUUCAAUUAAAUUGGAGGUGAGUUCCUAAUACAACCAUUGAUUUCUACUUACAUAUAUAAUUUGUUGUAAAGUCUUCAUUGUCCACGUGUUAGAUUGUAAUUGAUACAUGUGAAAUGACAGAAACAUCAGUGGCCCUUUCAUGCAUUUCUGAAUUAAUAUAAAAAAUAAAUGCACCAGUCAAAAAAUUAAAACUGCAGUCGAU
Scophthalmus maximus (turbot) is the source of this 1462-nucleotide messenger RNA. RefSeq names its product musculoskeletal, embryonic nuclear protein 1a (gene mustn1a). NCBI's taxonomy places the organism in Eukaryota, Metazoa, Chordata, Actinopteri, Pleuronectiformes, Scophthalmidae. Bases 678 to 914 code for a protein of 78 amino acids. The record is from RefSeq and is a predicted model, not a curated record. Gene Ontology annotation, biological process: chondrocyte proliferation; tissue regeneration; chondrocyte differentiation. The transcript is spliced from 3 exons. Gene Ontology annotation, cellular component: nucleus.